AUGCCGGCAACGCCUAAGUCAUUUCUCCCCGCCUUCACCGGCUUCAUCGUCUUCGCAUUCUCCUACACAUUCGUGGUCGCCUCGAGAGAAGGCGCCACCAUAGACAUGGCACGCACGCGGUGGCAGAACCAGCACGCGAGCGCGCGGAAUGUGCUAAGUGGCGGUGUUACGGCGUUGGAAGCGCUUGAGGAAAAUAUCACGAGAGCGUAG
Messenger RNA from Didymella exigua CBS 183.55, 210 nucleotides. RefSeq lists its product as uncharacterized. Lineage: Eukaryota; Fungi; Ascomycota; Dothideomycetes; Pleosporales; Didymellaceae. The transcript has 2 exons. Bases 1 to 210 code for a protein of 69 amino acids. The record is from RefSeq and is a predicted model, not a curated record.